UGAUGAUGGUAAAGAGAAGGAGGUGGUACAAGUAUCCAAAUGUACGGCAAUCGCUGCAAAACUGCCUAUUUUUCUGGUUUCCAUUGCCCCCACUCCCCUCCAUCUCUCUCUCAGUACUCUCAAUUUUCACGCCGCCGCCUUCCUCCGCCCUCCGCCCUCCGCCCUCCGCCCUCCGUCGGCGGUAUGUUUUUCUCCGUCUCCUCUUCCUCCGCUCUCCGGUAACGGAAGGAUCCGAUUCACUUUCCAAUCUUCCUGAUGAGGAUUCUGUCGGAAUUUCCGGCUAGUGCCUCGAAUGCUUCCGGAAAGGCCUCCCAAUUCAGGGUAUAAGGAUUCCAAAUCCUCUUGUUUGUUUGUUUGUUUGGAUUUGAAUGGUUUGAAGAUGAACGGUGUUUUGCUUCUUCGGUAAUUGUAUAGAUAUAUAUAUAUAUAUAUGGAGAAAUUUAGGAGUCUAUCACGGGCUAGGUUGUUGAAAUUGUUGGAUUAAUGGAAGGAAUAAGCAGACGGAAUCUGAUUGCUCAUAAGGAUCAGAAUUUCUUUCUGGAUGUGGGGAGGAUGCUGCUGAGAUAUGGCAUAGACAACUUUUUGUUUUAACUUUUCUUUUUGAUGGUUUUUGUUUGGUGGAUUUGGUGGGGGUUUUUUUGGGUAUACUGAAGAGUUUAUUAACAUGAAAAACAGAAUUUGUGUUGAUACUUGUAUGGAGUUGGAUGCUAAAGAAGAAGUACCUCAUCAUCUCUUGGAUUUGAACUCAAGUGGAAGAGUGGAUGAUGGUCAUCACCUUGGAUCAAGUGAUUCAUUGUUCCCUGGUCUUAUUGAUGAUGUUGCCUUGAAUUGUCUUGCUUGGGCUUGCCAAUCAGAUUACACUUCAUUGUCGUGCCUUAACUCGAGGUUUAACGAGUUGGUUAGAAAUGGUGAUUUAUAUGGGUGGAGAAAACGUUUGGGCAUUAAAGAGCAUUGGGUGUAUCUGGUUUGUGAUUUAAAGGGUUGGGAAGCAUAUGAUCCUUUGAGGAAAGUAUGGAUGACUUUGCCAAAGAUGCCUUGUGAUGAGUGUUUCAAUCACGCUGACAAGGAAUCGUUGGCUGUUGGUAGUGAACUGUUAGUUUUCGGCCGUGAGAUGUUUGAUUUUGCUAUAUGGAAGUAUAAUUCAACUUGUAAUAGUUGGACAAAGUGUCAAGGAAUGAAUCGACCUCGCUGUCUAUUUGGCUCAGGUAGCCUUGGUUCAAUUGCUAUUGUAGCAGGUGGGAGUGAUAUAAAUGGGAAUAUUUUAGAUUCAGCAGAGUUGUAUGACUCUUCAUUGGGCACAUGGGAAAUGUUACCGAAGAUGACGACCCCGCGUAGAUUGUGUUCGGGGUUCUUUAUGGAUGAAAAGUUUUAUGUGAUCGGUGGAAUGUCGAGCUCCACCGUUUCAUUAACUUGUGGGGAGGAGUACAAUUUUCAAACAAGAAAAUGGAGGAAAAUUGAGGGAAUGUAUCCUUAUGUUAACAGGGCUGCUCAGGCUCCUCCCCUUGUUGCCGUAGUGGAUAACCAAUUAUAUUCAGUGGAGUAUUUAACUAACCUGGUUAAGAGGUAUGACAAAGUAAAAAACUCAUGGAAUGUAUUGGGAAGGCUUCCUCUGAGGGCGGAUUCUUCAAAUGGCUGGGGCCUGGCUUUCAAGGCCUGUGGUGAGGAGCUUCUUGUCGUAGGUGGGCAAAAAGGUCCGAACGGUGAAGCAAUCGUACUCAACGCUUGUUCUCCGAAGUUCGGCAUGAGGAAUGGAGCCUUGGAUUGGAAGUUUCUUGGUGUGAAGGAGCACGUCGGAGUGUUCGUCUAUAACUGCGCUGUCAUGGGUUGCUUAUAAAAUAACUCGACAGAAGAGCCCGACUCCAUCGCUAGAUCUGUCCCAUAUGGAGCCCUCGCUACAUUUACCUCGGUCGGCUACAACUGUUCAUCCCCGUAAUGCUUUUUUCAGUUUCUGAAUGUGCUUUUCAAGUGUCUCUUCUGUUUCUGUGUUGUCCUGUUGGUUAGUUUGAUCUAAGUUCUCUAUUGUCUGUUUGUCACAUUCAUCCUGUUUCCUUCAUUGCAUCUUUACUAAUAAAUAGUUAUAGCCUCUCCGGUCAUUGGAUUAUUGUUCAAUUCUAACAUUUCUAUGCUUUGAUUCAAUGGUAAGUCUACUCUCCUAUCAUCA
Cucurbita pepo subsp. pepo (vegetable marrow) is the source of this 2161-nucleotide messenger RNA. RefSeq names its product F-box/kelch-repeat protein At5g60570-like. The record is from RefSeq and is a predicted model, not a curated record. Gene Ontology annotation, cellular component: nucleus. Gene Ontology annotation, molecular function: protein binding. Lineage: Eukaryota; Viridiplantae; Streptophyta; Magnoliopsida; Cucurbitales; Cucurbitaceae.